ACGAGACCGUUGUGACAACGGUCGAAACGGUGGCGCCGGACUCUUUCGCUGUUUAUUGUUUUCUGCUGUUAAAGAUGGAAGAUUUUGAUCGACCCCAAAGAAGCCGACAGGCAGAAGCUUCCAAGGCUUUUCUAAUGAAGAACAGCUCAAACAGCAAUAUGAAUCUCUAUGAUCAUCUGACACAUCUACUUACCAAAGUGAUGGAUGAGCAUCCCAACAAUGCAGUGGAUGUCUUUGAGGAAAUGAGCUAUGAAGUAAAACGAGCUUCACUGAACAGCAUGCAGAGCAACUUGCGAGAUCUUCCACAACUGACAGCUACUGAGCUGCUGGCAGAGCAGCAAAGGUCAUUGUUUUUACAGUCAGACAAUGAACCCCUUGAUGAUGAAACGGGAAAACCUGUUCUUCCUAAUGUGAAUGAGAUCAGUUUCUAUCUGGAGCAGGCUGAAGUGGGUUUGGGAAGAGAGGAGAUGCAGAGGAUUUUCCUUGCACUGAAAAAACUUGUUGAUUCAGAGCGACUGACACAUUGCCGGUUCUGGGGAAAAAUCUUGGGGAUAGAGAACAACUACAUUGUUGCAGAGGCGGAGAACAGAGGGGGAGAAGAGAAGGACCACUAUACCAUUGAAGAUGAACUUAAGGAACAGAUAAAGGGGCCUGAAAGUCUGGAGAAAGAACCAUUUGAGGGAUUUCCACUUCCUUAUUCAGCUUAUAAACCCCAGCAUGAGGUACCAAAGGAAGCCAUUGGAAUAGGUGCUAACAAAUUUGCUUACUAUGUGUGCAAAGAACCAGGUCUUCCUUGGGUAAAGCUCCCUUCAGUUACUCCUGCACAGAUCACCAUUGCUCGCCAGAUCCGCAAAUUCUUUACCGGAAAUCUGGACAAAUCGGUUGUAAGCUACCCACCUUUCCCUGGAAAUGAGGCCAAUUAUCUGAGAGCACAGAUUGCUCGGAUCUCUGCUGCCACACAGGUCAGCCCCUAUGGCUCCUACCAAACUGUCGGGGAUGAGGGUGAAGAGGAACAGGAGCUAUAUUGGGCUAGCAUUGAGGUCAAUCCUGAUUUUGAGGGCGUUCCAGUACAUGAACUGGCAGAAUCAUUGAAAGUAUGGGUACAUCAUCGCCAACACAUCUUGCAACAGGGCCGCUGUACCUGGGAGAACAUGGCUGAAAAAACUGGUGAAGACACUAAUGAGGAGACAGAAGAUGAGAGGGAAGAAGAGCUUGAUGAGCCUGAGCCAGAAGUUGGACCUCGUCUGCUGAAUCCUCUGUCUCUAGAUGCAGAAAUGUUUAAUAUGCCUCCAUGGAGCUCCAGGUUGUCCUCCCAUCUAACUCCUGAGCAUGCAAUAGCUGUGCUGCGUUCUAACCUCUGGCCAGGAGCGUUUGCUUAUUCGUCUGGAAAGAAGUUUGAAAACAUAUAUAUUGGAUGGGGCCUGAAGUAUAUAGGAGAGGUGUACAGUCCACCCAUUCCCCCACUACCACAGAAAGAAUAUCCUGAUGGACCAGAGAUUACAGAGGCCCUGGAUCCAACUCCAGAGGAAGAGCUGGAUUUCAAAGACAAUUUGGAAGAACAGCAAGCUGCCCUGGAAGAGUCAGAGGAGUCAGAGGAGUCUGAAGAAGAUGACAACUAAUAAUAUGUUAUCUGAAUGUAUAUUUGAAUCUGACCCUAAAGGUUAGGUCCAUCAGAGUUCCUGGUUUAGUUUCUAAUUAAUAGGUUUUGGAAAUGUUGAUGCAAUAUAUGCAAGUGCACAAGUUCCCUGAAAAUAGUUAAAAUGAGAAACUGCUUUAUUAAUAUGAUAUAAGGGCAUAAAGCUAAUUCAUAUUUUGCUCCUUUACUGUACAUAUUUGAAGAGAUCAGCUUGAGAAGAGACAAGACAAAAAUAUCUGAUUUUAUGUUUUGUUUUCUAGCCUCAGCAUUUAGGAUGAAUUCCCUUGUGUGUGUUUUAUGUCUUCUCUGCUCAUAGCUGGAGGUGUAAGCUUUCAUUAAUAAAGUUAUACAGUCAUAAA
This is a messenger RNA of Cyprinodon tularosa, 1995 nucleotides long. It is a transcript of the gene rsph4a, whose product is annotated as radial spoke head component 4A. The transcript is spliced from 7 exons. NCBI's taxonomy places the organism in Eukaryota, Metazoa, Chordata, Actinopteri, Cyprinodontiformes, Cyprinodontidae. The record is from RefSeq and is a predicted model, not a curated record. Gene Ontology annotation, cellular component: radial spoke; axoneme. Gene Ontology annotation, biological process: cilium movement involved in cell motility; axoneme assembly; cilium assembly. Bases 75 to 1619 code for a protein of 514 amino acids.